CGCUAAUACUUAGGGUUGGAGGGACAAAAGAACGAGGCCGAGGAUAAGUAGUUUCCUGCUUAGAGGGUCUAGGGUAGCCCUUUGCCUGGCCAUAGAGGGUGAAUGUAUUCCUGAUCCGUGUAAUUCUGGAGACCCCGAGAGAUCCCCUGCCCCACAUCUUCUGGAAGCUGCUGAUUCUGCCCAGAUCCGUCGGAGCCCGGGACUCCCAGGCCCCUGUGACUGUGGGCAGCACGCCCGGACCCUGUGGUACGACAGACCCAAGUAUGUUUACAUGGAGUUUUGUGUCGAGGACAGCACCGACGUGAGUGUACUCCUUGAAGAUGACCGCAUUGUGUUCAGCUGCAGGAACGGCGACGGAGUGGAGCUGUACAACGAGAUUGAGUUCUAUGCCAAGGUGAACUCCAAGGACUCCCAGGAUAAGCGCUCUGGUCGCUCUAUUACUUGCUUUGUGAGGAAAUGGAAGGAGAAGGUGGCUUGGCCACGGCUCACCAAGGAGGAUAUCAAGCCGGUGUGGCUCUCUGUGGACUUUGACAACUGGAGAGACUGGGAAGGAGAUGACGAGGUGGAACUGGCUCAGGUGGAGCAUUAUGCGGAGCUUUUGAACAAGGUCAGCACUAAGAGACCUCCCCCUGCCAUGGAUGAUCUGGAUGAUGAUUCUGACAGUGCAGACGUAACAACUGAUUAGCCUUCUGUGACAGCAGAGCUGGGGAAGAGGCUGUCCGUGCUGAAAGCAUCAUGGGCCAUCACCAACUAUUUUGUUAUGCAUCAAAAUCCACUGAGACCUCUGAACUUUUCCAGAAGCCCUUUUCUUUUUCUUUUUUCUUUUCUUUUCUUUCUUUUUUUUUUUAAGAUUUAUUUAUUUAUUAUGUAUACAGUGUUCUGUCUGCAUAUACACCUGCAUGUCAGAAGAGGGCACCAGA
Molecule: messenger RNA, 920 nt
Organism: Peromyscus maniculatus bairdii (prairie deer mouse)
Lineage: Eukaryota; Metazoa; Chordata; Mammalia; Rodentia; Cricetidae
Gene: Ptges3l
Product: prostaglandin E synthase 3 like
Biological process (GO): chaperone-mediated protein complex assembly; protein folding
Cellular component (GO): cytosol; nucleus
Molecular function (GO): protein-folding chaperone binding; Hsp90 protein binding
Source: RefSeq, a predicted model, not a curated record